Messenger RNA from Vicia faba (fava bean), 468 nucleotides. The record is from the annotation of a GenBank genome assembly. NCBI's taxonomy places the organism in Eukaryota, Viridiplantae, Streptophyta, Magnoliopsida, Fabales, Fabaceae.
AUGGCUUCUCAUCUAAAGGGUGUUGCAAAAUCAACUAUGUCAGAUCAAAUACAUAAGGAGUUGUGUGAGUACAAGAGAGAUAAUCCUACAAGCACACAAAAAGACUUGCAGAGAUGGCUUGAGGGGAAAUUUCAGUUGAAACAUCAAGAACGUGUGAAUAGCACAGGAGAAUUAAUUUUGCAGAAGGCAAGAGAUACAAUGAAACUUGUGUACCCUCAUGAUGAUUCAAAUUUUAACUUCUCUAUAGGAUGGCUUGGGAAAUUCAAGCACCAACAAGGCAUAAAGUUAUUUCGUCAUUUUGGAGAGAGUGGGUCUGUUGAUAUACAAGACAUGGAGCAGAAAUUGGUAUCGAUUCGGGAGAAAAUUGAUCAGUUCCCUAUGAAAUAUGUUUUCAAUAUGGAUGAAACUGGGUUGUUUUAUAGGCUACAAGCUGAUCAUUCACUGGCAACAAAACAACUUGAAGGAUAA